AUGCGUCUCCGGCCAAGAGAACUCCGGCGGCGGCACUCAGCCACUAGGGAGUGGUUCUUCAAGAUAAUACUUCCAAGUACCAUCGAAAACAAGAAUCUGAAGCUUCCAUUGAAGUUUGCGAGGAAAUGUGGGGAUGAACUUCUUGAUGUGGUUAAGCUUUUGUUACCGAAUGGUCGAGUUUGGAAUGUGAAAAUAUUCAAGUACAAGGGUAUGUCGAAUUUCAAUGUUCGUAUAUUUAACAUGACUACUUGUGAGAUUGAAUAUCCGGAUCAUGAACUGAGCAAUGAUCAACAGCCUCCUCGUAAUGAUGAAGUUGAGAAUGAAGAUGAUGACUGCUUUGAAAUUUCGGAUUCGAUCCAUUUGGCAAGUACAAGCAAAAGAGUACUUGAAAAACGAGAUUCUACUUUACAAAAACAGAAUCUGCAAGAAAAUCCGAAAAAGGGCAUAAGUAAUAAAAUUUCAGAGGAAAUUAUUGAAUUGGACAAUGAAAAUGGUUUGAAGCAAGGUGAAUUAAGCAGGAAUAGAAUUCUUAACAAAGAGAAAAUGAAAAAUAAAUUUGAUGGAAUUGCCGUUUUGCGUGGAAGUGAAGAAAUAGAGACAGAAAUCUUUGUUAGCGCAAGACUUUAUAGAACUUUAUCAACAAUGUCAUCUGAAAUAAGAAUGGCAGUUGAUGCAGCAACAAUGUGCAAGCCAAAAAAUCCAACUUUUUUGGUCAUCGUUCUGCUACAUUAUCUUCAAGAUGAUAAAUUGAUUGUGCCGGCGGGAUUUGCUAGAAGGUAUAUGAAAAAUGUUUGUGAGGCUGUCAAAGUUAAAGAUUCUGAAGAUAGAGAAUGGACUGUUAGAAGCAAUUGGCAAUGGAGAGGUGGAAGUUUGGGGUUAAAUGGAGGAUGGGGUAAAUUUUUCAAGGACAAGAAUCUGAGAGUAGGAGAUGAGUCGAGUAAUCAGAAAAUAUAUCUGAACAUAGCAACUAGUUUGACACCCUCAGUUACACUUGGGGAAACAGAUAAAAAGUGUGUCAACUCUUAUGGGAAUGUAAGAAUUUCUCAUGAUGAUAUGAUAGAGAGCUGCGGACAUAGAGAGUUUGCAUAG
Mercurialis annua (annual mercury) is the source of this 1089-nucleotide messenger RNA. RefSeq lists its product as uncharacterized. Gene Ontology annotation, molecular function: DNA binding. The record is from RefSeq and is a predicted model, not a curated record. The coding region runs from base 1 to 1089 and encodes 362 amino acids. NCBI's taxonomy places the organism in Eukaryota, Viridiplantae, Streptophyta, Magnoliopsida, Malpighiales, Euphorbiaceae. The transcript has 7 exons.